Molecule: messenger RNA, 1084 nt
Organism: Pogonomyrmex barbatus (red harvester ant)
Lineage: Eukaryota; Metazoa; Arthropoda; Insecta; Hymenoptera; Formicidae
Product: putative carbonic anhydrase 3
Cellular component (GO): cytoplasm
Molecular function (GO): carbonate dehydratase activity; zinc ion binding
Source: RefSeq, a predicted model, not a curated record
AUGCGGGGGUUAAAUAUGUCAGCCUCUCAACGAGAAAUUUGCCAGGUAGAUCAGUCGGAUGACGAUCGUCGUCCAAGUUGUAUCUCGACAGUAACAGGUGUACAAUACGUGAAAAUGGAUUUGGAUCAUUUAAUGAUAAUCACACUGAUAUUGCUUGACACAGGUUUACAAGCAUCGGAUGCAUCUGAGUGGGGAUAUUGGGGCAAAUAUGGACCAAACAAUUGGCCGGGGAUAUGUACGACGGGAAAGAAGCAAUCGCCGAUAAAUAUCGCGACGGAAGAUGCUGAAAGAAUUGAUCUUGGCGCUCUCAAAUUCAAUCGAUACGAUUUCGCGUUUUCUGGAGACUUAAUUAAUACUGGACAUUCUGUCCAAAUUCGGCUGCAUGGAGUGCCAAUUCAUCUCAGCGGCGGGAGUCUGUCAUCGGUGUAUGUUUUGGAGCAAAUGCAUUUUCACUGGCCUGCCGAGCAUACCGUGGACGGUUUACGUGACCCAUUGGAAUUGCAUUUAGUGCAUUACGACGAGCAAUACGCUAAUUUCAGCGAAGCCGCGCAAAAAGAAAACGGGAUUGCCGUCGUUGCCGUUUUAUUUAAGUUGGACAAUUAUGACAAUCCUGAACUGAUGCCAAUCGUGGAAACGGCGGAAAUGGUGUCGAAUUGGGUAGGACACAGCAUGUUGGAGAUAAGAACUAAACUAAUACCUUUAUUGUUUCUACCGAAAGAUCAUACAACAUAUUAUCAUUAUGAGGGAUCUUUAACUACACCGAAUUGCCAGGAGUCUGUAAUGUGGUUUGUUAUGACGGAGAAGCUCACAGUAUCAGAAGCACAGCUGAGCGUAUUUAGACACAUAGAGAGCAGCAAUGGCACAUUAAAGUUCAAUUAUAGGCCUAUUCAAAAACUCGGCAAUAGAAAGGUAUACCAUCGUCUGGAGGGAUAUGUCAGCGCAUCCUCGAGUAUCACCUAUAGCUUUUAUACGGUUUUCAGUAUUCUUCUAGUCAGACUUUUACGCGAGGACUUCUAGUUUGAAAUAGCUAAGUGCCAAAGUCGAAUUUAAUUGAUGUUACAAUGUGUACAACGCGAUGUGACUG